UGGCUGCUGAUCAAAUUUCAUGGCUUACAUGGAGCAUUCUUGAUCUCCUUUUGCCCGAUAAGACGUACCUCUGAGUCGAGGUGCCACCAUAUCAGAAGGCUUGCAAUGUGGCGGAACAGUCUUGGUCUAGGCCAGCAGAAAGUAGCUAGCCCCUUGAUAAAAAGGGGUACCAUGUGUCUUAUCUGUGCUGUUUGGAAUUCUUCGACUGAAUGCUCCUGCAGGACAGGAGCAUCCUUCAGCAACACAAACAUACUAACCCCUUACGUCAGGUCUGCAGCGAUAGAAAGCAACAGUAGCAUCAUAUUGAGAGGAACGAUGACAUCGCUAUUCAUGCGCAAGUCCUUGCACAGGCUACUGCCGAUAAGCAAGGGGAUCUGCAACAUUCCUAGAGCUGGAUCGAUUUAGAUUCUGGACCUGACUCCAUUCCAUGUUCAUGAGAGAAGGCUUGGUGGACCCUCUA
Molecule: messenger RNA, 460 nt
Organism: Aspergillus pseudotamarii
Lineage: Eukaryota; Fungi; Ascomycota; Eurotiomycetes; Eurotiales; Aspergillaceae
Exons: 1
Coding region: 106-405 (99 amino acids)
Source: RefSeq, a predicted model, not a curated record